Messenger RNA from Drosophila navojoa, 621 nucleotides. Its product is annotated as zinc carboxypeptidase A 1. The record is from RefSeq and is a predicted model, not a curated record. Gene Ontology annotation, biological process: proteolysis. Lineage: Eukaryota; Metazoa; Arthropoda; Insecta; Diptera; Drosophilidae. Gene Ontology annotation, molecular function: metallocarboxypeptidase activity; zinc ion binding.
GAUGGCUAUGUCUACACUCACACCAAGGAUCGCCUAUGGCGUAAGACCCGUAAGCCUUAUGGUCGUUGCUUCGGCGCCGAUCCCAACCGCAACUGGGACUUUCACUGGAAUGAGGUGGGCGCCAGCAGUAGCGCCUGUUCUGAUGCGUACGCUGGACCCAAAGCGUUCUCUGAGAUUGAGACUUUAUCCCUGGCGAACUACAUUUCCUCGAUAAAGGAAAAGAUUCAGCUCUAUGUUUCGUUUCAUGCCUUCUCGCAGUAUCUGCUCUAUCCUUAUGGUCACACCAAGUCGUUGCCCGAUAACGCGAAGGACUACCACCAGGUAUUCAACGCAGCCGUCUCUGCCAUUUCCAAGCGUUAUAAUACGAAAUACACUGGUGGCAACAUUUAUGAUGCCAUCUACCCUGCAGCUGGAUCGAGUGUGGAUUGGGUCUAUGCCACCCAGCAUGUGCGCAUGGCUUUCUGCUAUGAGCUGCGUCCUGCCUCCAAUUUAUAUUUUAUCAACUUUAAGUUGCCUGCCUAUCAGAUCAUUCCUGCCAGCGAGGAGCUCUUGGACUCCCUGACGGCCAUGAUUGGUGAGGUGCAGAAGUUGGGCUAUUUCAAUUAAAGACUUGCACAAUAA